GGAUAGGGGCAUGGACCCACCCAAGCCUCAGGCCCGGACACCCGUUUGAGGUACGAGCCUACCAAGUAGCAGAACGCCAACCUGAAGUCUGAAAGCCACUAAAAUAUUCCGAGACCCAGCGGAAAAAGCAGAGCGGGCCAAUGGAAGAGGAUAGGAGUGGCGUGGUAGUAGUGGUCUAGUGCUCGCGGAGCAGCGCCGCAGUGAGAGAGCGAGCAAAGCAAGCGAGGGAGCGAAGCGAAUUGAUUGAUUACUCCCACCACGUCUUCUCCACCUCCGACCGGUCCUCGCCAAGCCACCAUCAUUGCGCCACCGCCGCCCGCCCCCAAGAUCAUUCUUAAGUGUUUCUCACUUGGCUUCUCGGCGAAGUGUUGCGGUUGCGGGUACUGGAGUAGAGUGGCGUAUGUGUGCUGUGCUGCCAGAGUGAGGGAGGGAACCACUCAACCACCACCAUUAAAGGCGCUCACGCGCCGUCGCCGCCUCCGCCUCCACGAGAAAGCCAGGCGAGAGAGAGUGAGGACGUACGAGAGCUGAGCUGACUCGUCCCUCUCUGUCUCUCUCCUCCUCACUUCCUCCCCUCACGGGGGCAGCCACGUUCAAAGGCAGCUCGCCAACGCCCAACACCCCUCGCCGCACCACCCCACGCCGCGCGCCUUUAAAGAGACGCCCGCCACCUUAAAGAGGCCGGCGUGGCGCGCGCGAAAGCAGAGGAGCGACAAUGUCGGCUACUGCGCGGCUCGGCGCCGUCGUGGCGUGCUUCGUUUUGGCGGUCUUAGCGCCGCGGCCGGCGGCGGGUAUCCUCGACCCUGUGGACUUCCUGGCGUUGCAGGCGGUGCGGCGAUCGCUGGAGGACAUGCCCGGGUCAGCGUUCUUCGACGGGUGGGACUUCACCGCCGACCCGUGCGGGUUCCCCGGCGUGUUCUGCGACGGGGACAGGGUGGCGGCGCUAGCGCUCGGCGACCCGCGGGCAGGGUCGCCGGGGCUGACGGGACGGCUCGACCCGGCGCUGGGAAGGCUGUCCAUGCUAACCGAGCUCUCGGUCGUGCCCGGGCGCGUCGAGGGGGAGCUCCCGGCGUCCCUCGCCUCGUGCUCGAACCUCCGGUUCUUGGCCGUCAGCAAGAACCUCAUCUCCGGCCGGGUACCGGACGGCUUCGGCGCGCUGUCCAACCUCCGGACGCUCGACGUCAGCUUCAACCAGAUCUCCGGCGCCAUCCCGCCGUCCAUCGUUGCGCUGCCGUCGAUCACCAACCUAAUCCUCUGCCACAACCAGCUCACCGGUGGCAUCCCGUCGUUCCCGGACUCGUCCCCGCUCCUCCGGCUGGACCUCAAGCACAACACCCUCUCCGGCGGCGUGCCCAGCCUGCCGGCCGGGCUGCAGUACCUCUCGCUCUCGGCGAACCAGCUCACCGGCUCGGUCAACUCGGUGCUGCCCCGGCUGACCCGGCUCAACUUCCUCGAUCUCAGCAUGAACCAGCUCGAGGGCCCGAUCCCGCCAUCGGUGUUCGCAUUGCCGCUGUCCGUGCUGCUGCUGCAGCGCAACUUCUUCGAGGGGCCCGUCCAACCGUCGAACGACGUGACGAUCCCGGUGGUGGACCUGAGCUACAACCGGUUCUGGGGCCAGGUCUCGCCACUCCUCGCGGGCGUGGGGCAGCUGUACCUGAACAACAACCGGUUCACCGGCGAGGUGCCGGCGCGGCUGGUGCAGGAGCUGGUGGGCUCCGGCGGGCUGCAGCUGCUGUACCUGCAGCACAACUUCCUGACCGGCAUUGAGAUAUCGCCGUCGUCGUCGCUCCCCUCCAGCGUCUCGCUCUGCCUGAUGUACAACUGCAUGGUGCCGCCGGUUUACGCGCCGUGCCCGAUCAAGGCGGGGUCGCAGAACACGCGGCCGGCCGACCAGUGCCCCGAGUGGAGGGACUGAUCGUGAAAGAACAACGCCAGUGGCAAUGCCGGAUCGCUCGGAUCGGUCGGAACCUCCGAAAGGAGAAGAAGAACAGUGGAGAUUGCAAAGGGUGGUCUCUGAUUCUUUGAUUAAUUUGUCCAGUUACUAGUGUUCUUAUUCUUUUUUGGUCGGAGAAGAAUACUUACAGGCAAGAGUAAGUGCUUUAAUAAUUGUGAUUUACAGCUGUAAGUUUUUGUUUGGUUGGUGUAUGUGCAUUGUGUCUCUGCUGUAUAGUGUGCAGUGGUAGUUACUAUAACAUUGGCUCUUGAUGUUAUGUUGUGAGGAUGAUGAUGGUGUUAAGAGUCAGUGAUGUUAUUUAUCACAUCAUGCCAUUGAGCUGGUAUAAUAUGACAAGCAUGCACUGUGCUUGAUUUUGCUUUCCAUGUCGAACUCUGCACGAUGUUUGUCGGA
Molecule: messenger RNA, 2347 nt
Organism: Phragmites australis (common reed)
Lineage: Eukaryota; Viridiplantae; Streptophyta; Magnoliopsida; Poales; Poaceae
Product: LRR receptor-like serine/threonine-protein kinase RGI1
Exons: 2
Coding region: 716-1915 (399 amino acids)
Molecular function (GO): protein binding
Source: RefSeq, a predicted model, not a curated record